GAAGGGUAUCGAGGGUGCCAGACGAGGACGAGGAACGGUCGCACGUGUCAGCAGUGGGAUUCGCAGUCGCCCCACGGGCACUCGAGACGAAACUGCGCCAAGGGCUCGUGCGGGCGCGGGAACAACUACUGCAGAAAUCCUGACGGCGAACCCACGAUCUGGUGCUACACGACGAACAGAAACGUACGCUGGGAGUAUUGCGAUCCGUUACCUCAACCGGUG
Molecule: messenger RNA, 222 nt
Organism: Ostreococcus lucimarinus CCE9901
Lineage: Eukaryota; Viridiplantae; Chlorophyta; Mamiellophyceae; Mamiellales; Bathycoccaceae
Exons: 1
Molecular function (GO): signaling receptor binding; endopeptidase activity
Source: RefSeq, a predicted model, not a curated record